GCCAGAUUUGUGAAUGGGUUGAAAGGUCUCCACCGUCGGUGUCCAGACCGUUUGAUUGAGUUACUGCUUUACUCCAAUUUUCAAACUUCUCAAAUGUAUAUUUCACCAACUCUGAAACGACUCGGCCCGUCGCGAAGUUCUAAAACAUCUAUUACAACUGCCGGUCCAACCGGCACAUACCGAUUCGACACUAUGAUGAUCAAACAACGAUUCUUUCUCUCAUUCGUAUAACUGUUCAAUCAUUGUUGCUCACGACAUGUGGUGGCGCGGUCUCGCAACCUUGUCUCAAUUAAUAGCCCUGUUGAUCGGUGGCUCACUUGUGUUUCUUGGCACGCAACCGUCACCCUUAGCCUCGGAAACAUGUUCAGGGGUUCGUGAUUUUGUCCGUGCUGACCUGCAGAACUUUGGGCCCCUAUCAUAUCUCAGCAAAAGAGAGGCUUUUAGGCAGAUACAACUAAGACUUGGGUAUCGACGAAUGGGGAUUGUUCCUGGGCGACUGUAGAAUGCCGAAGUGCAAUAUCCGCUAGCAAAGGUCUAGAGGUGUAGCGCACGAAUGAACCUCAGUUUUGGACUAGAGUGUUGCCAUUUCUUAAAUAUAAGGAGAUUCAAGAUACGACUUUGGGGACGAGACCGUCUUUGACACUCAUGACUAUUGUCAUCAUGUGAGUUGAUCGGAAGUUGGUGAUAAGUGUUCCAGGUCAUUCUAUGAACCGACCUUUUGCUCGUAUUUGGCUUAAUAGUUUUGCGUCACUGCCUGGAAUGGCAGCUGAGCGAGAUGGUUUUCUUCAUUUAACAAAGUUUGCCGUUCACAUGGUGUCGUCCGCGAACAACGCUCGGUCACUGGAUUUGCUCUUCUUCAUGUCUGAGAGAAGCGACGGGGAAGGGGUUCGUUUGAAGCGGGAUGGGGAACAAAUAUACAUCUUCAUG
Molecule: messenger RNA, 927 nt
Organism: Fusarium redolens
Lineage: Eukaryota; Fungi; Ascomycota; Sordariomycetes; Hypocreales; Nectriaceae
Exons: 1
Coding region: 257-502 (81 amino acids)
Source: RefSeq, a predicted model, not a curated record